This is a messenger RNA of Orbicella faveolata, 4476 nucleotides long. Its product is annotated as unconventional myosin-VI-like. Gene Ontology annotation, molecular function: microfilament motor activity; ATP binding; actin filament binding. Gene Ontology annotation, biological process: actin filament-based movement; actin filament organization. Gene Ontology annotation, cellular component: cytoplasm; actin cytoskeleton; plasma membrane. The record is from RefSeq and is a predicted model, not a curated record. NCBI's taxonomy places the organism in Eukaryota, Metazoa, Cnidaria, Anthozoa, Scleractinia, Merulinidae.
AUGAAGGGAGUGAUUCCCAGAAGGAAACUAGAGAAGCUGCCAAGUAGGAUUGCUCCAGAAAUUGUAGACCCCACCACCGAGGCACCAACAGAAACUCCAUGUGACGAAAACGCCCUCGGCGCUGCAGAAGGAGGAAAAUUGUCAAGCGUGAAUUUCACAGCCUCCUCGUUUUACAGUGAGUUGGAACCCUCUAAAGGCCGAUUGAAUGGACCGCUGGCCUGGUGUUCCCUUGGAGAUACUGCUGGCGAAGAAUACCUACAAAUUCAUGUACCGGAAGCGGAAUCAAUUUGUGCUAUUGCCAUCCAAGGGAAUGGCUACAGCGAAGGUGACGAAUAUGUUACAGAGUUUCAUGUGAAGCACUCUGAGGAUGGCAGUCUGUGGAAAGAAAUAGAGGACGGGCCUGGAAAAAUAAAGGUGUUCGAGGGCAACAAGGACUCUAAGUCAAUUUCCAAGCAAGUAUUACCAGUUCCUGUAGAAGCUACAUACGUUCGUAUCUUCCCAUUGCAAUAUGAGGGAUGGAUGUGUAUGAGAGUUGAAUUGUAUGGAAGAGAAAACUCUCCCCGAGCGCCGUUCCCAGCAGUCGCAGAAGCUGAAAGUUCCACUGUGACUCCACCCCUACCUACAACAGAGGUCAAAAGAAAAGGCAUGGACGUAGGAAUUUUGAUUGACAGUUCCUCUGGUGUAACCGCUGACGAGUUCGAGCGCCUAAAAUCUUUUAUCUCACGGUUGGUCAUCUCGAUCAACAAGCAAUUCAGCAACGUUCAUUUUGGAAUCAUCGUCUACAGCGACAAACCUGAUCUUGUCAUGUCCCUGCAGAAUGUAGAUCGAAUCAAAGUAAAAUCGAUUAUCGAGGGCCUGAAAUAUACCCCUGGGGGACACCGUACCGAUCUAGCCAUGUUGUACGCCUCGCAGAAGCUGUUCUGUCCCAAGGGAUGCGUGGAUCGCCCGGAGGUGGAGAAUGUGUUGAUAGUUUUCACAUCAGAGAAAACUGAUGCCGAAUCUCUUCCGUACAGUUUGGUAUCUCCUAUAAUGAAGAGGCACUCAGAGUUUCCAGGUCUUUCUGUUGAAUCAGAAGAUAGCAUUCAAUAUUAUGAAUUCAACAGCUUUGAACAGUUUUGCAUCAAUUACUGCAAUGAGAAACUCCAACAGCUUUUUAAUGAUAGGAUUCUUAAACAAGAGCAAGAGCUCUAUGACAAGGAAGGUCUGGGAGUCAAAACUGUUACAUAUGUUGACAAUCAAGACUGCAUUGAUCUGAUUGAAGCCAAAAAGACAGGAAUCAUAGACAUUCUGGAUGAAGAGAGCAAACUCCCUAAACCAACAGCAGAACACUUCACUCGGGAACUUCACCAGAAACACAAGAACCACUUCAGAUUGGCGGUAGGUAUUUACUUCUGCAACUCCAUACAUGAGAAUGUCCUAAUCUUACCUUACCUUACCUUAUUCCCUGUCUCAGCAACAUCUGAUCUGCACAUUUUACAUGUGCAGCUAAUUGAGUUAACUUAUAUUUUCUGUCAACAGACACAGCUGAAUCAACUGAUGGAAAAACUCGGCAACACUGGUGCAAGUUUCAUUCGAUGCAUCAAGCCGAACGGAAAGAUGUGUGCUCGGGAUUUUGAAGGCGGCUCCAUCUUGAGUCAGUUGGAAUGCGCGGGCAUGGUGUCUGUUUUGAAAUUGAUGCAGGAUGGCUGGCCAUCCAGGGCACCAUUCAAAGAUCUCUAUCAAAUGUACAAAGACUAUUUACCUCCUCGACUUGCACGACUCGAUCCAAGAAUGUUUUGCAAGGCGCUGUUUCACGCCCUUGGUAUGGAUGAAAAAGAUUACAAGUUUGGUCUUUCCAAGAUCUUUUUCCGGCCUGGCAAGUUUGCAGAGUUUGAUGAGAUCAUGCAUUCUGACCCUGAGAGCCUGAAAAACAUCAUUUCGAAAGUUCUUACCUGGUUGAUCAGAACACGGUGGAGACGAGCCAUCUGGGGAACACUGUCCGUCAUUAAAUGUAAGAGUGGAUCACUACAAGUUCUUAUUUUCUUAUAUNAAGAACAAAUGGAACUGGAGAGAAAGAGAAGAGAAGAAGAGGAACGGAAGAGAAAGCAAGAAGAAGAGGACAGAAAAUUGAGAAUGGAAAUGGAGGCGAGACGGAAACUGGAAGAGGAAGAACAGCUCAAACGGGAAGAAGAAGAAAGAAAGAGAAGAGAACGAGAAGAGGCUGACAGACAGGUCCAGGCUUUAAAGGCUAAAGAAGAGCAAGCUGCGAGAGAAGAGGAACAGCGAAGACUAGCCAUGACUGAACAGGAGCGCAGGGACCGGGAACUAGCCUUAAGACUUGCACAGGACCCUGAUGCUGUGGACACAGAAGCGGCGCAACAGGUCCCCCAGUCACCAAUUCAGAGAGCGACACCAAACCGAGAGAAAAAGAAGCACGACUUAACGUCGUGGAAAUACGCGGAGUUACGUGACACUAUUAACACUUCAUGCGAUAUUGAGCUUUUGGAAGCUUGCCGACAGGAAUUCCAUCGCCGACUCAAGGUAUACCACCAGUGGAAGAAACAGAACAAGGGCCGAGUGACAGACCCUCAGGGAGCCCCUCAAAGGGCACCUCAAGACAUCGUGCAAGCAGCGGAAAACGCCCCACCCCUUCCACCCCGACCCAGUCGCCAGGAACAGACUGCCACCCCAUCCCUCCCCCCACGCAGGCCUCAGAGGUAUUUCCGUGUGCCGUUCAUGCGCCGUUCAAAUCAGUAUCGAGACACCGACUUCAAGAAGCAGGGCUUGUGGUAUGCACACUUUGAUGGACAAUGGAUCGCGCGCCAAAUGGAGCUGCACCCAGGACAGCCUGCCCUGCUGUUGGUGGCUGGCGAGGACGACCUGGACAUGUGCGAGCUGAGUCUUGACGAGACAAGACUGAGCAUGCGUCAGGGAGCUGAAAUCACUCUCAGAGAUUUUGAAAUAGAGUGGCAGAGAAAUGGAGGAGCUCCCAGACAGUACCAAGCCAAAAUGUACCAGCAACAGUUUUCAAAUCAAUGAGAAGAACAAUGCCGGCCAAAUGUAUGGAGUAAAGAAGGGUUAGGGAAGGAAACAUGACAUCAUUUAGCUGCUAAAGAAUUCGUUAGUCUUUUAAUCUCAUAUGAAUUGUUCGUACCACGAUGUUUAUACCUCCAUUACAGAGUCACCUCUUGCCUGUAAUUCAAGCAAUGCCUGGUGUUUAACCUCGAUUGAGUUCGAUCUGCAUGAAAAUAACGAUACAUUAAAAUUCCUUUUGGUUUGAGAGGUUUUUCACUAGACUUUGUUUUAAGACAAAGGCGACCGCGGAAUGGUCAGUUGCGUUUGUUGUAGUCAUAGGAUGCUCAUUAAAUCAAUCAUUUGUGCAAUACUUUUGUUUUAAAGUACACGGUUCGGAUAAAUGAGGUGGGGGCAUGUUGCUUGGAUAAAACUAUAGUAACGUUGAAAAUGACAGUUAAGAUAAUUUUUAAAAUGUACCGUGUUGUAAUAUAUUUCAGCUCGGUAAAAGUCGACUUUAGCCAGUUGUUGGUGAAGCGGGCGGAACAAAAAGCGGAAAAUAAAACAUAAAGAAAAUAAACGCGUCAAGUAACCCAAGAGGGAGUUUAAUGCCUGGUGCAGUCCUUCUUUUCUCUGGUUCAUAGUCUAGAGCCUGGAACUGCCUAACUCGAAUGUAGUGUUAGUAUUAGUUUUCUAAUUUAGUCAGAGACGCAUAAAUUGACGGGCAAGGUAGGGCAGUUCACUGGAAGAUUUGAACGAAAAUGUCAUCUAACCGCACCGCCAGAAUUCCUUUUGGUUUCUUCUUUCAAUUAGAUUUCCAAAACCCAUUGAUUCAAAUGUAAAAGUAUUAGCAUAAUAAAAGUCAUCCUUUAAAAAGGAUACUGGUCAUUUUGGUCAAACAAUACGGCCGUGCCUACCACGCACUAGGAUUUAAUGCAUCGGUUUUUUCGUAUUUGUUUGGACAAAUAAUGUAAAGGAAAAUCAAACAUCUGAAACACUAGACUUGUGAAAUUGGAAUAAACUAACGGGUUAAUUAUCAUCUCCUGUCAAAGAGGCUCUAAGCGUGUUUCAGUCUUACGAAUCCAAAUCAUGCUCUUUGAGGUGACUCAGUCACGCUCAGUCACGCCAAUUUAAGUGAUUCUGUCACGCCGGGUCAUGCUUUAUCGUUCUAGGUCACGAAAUUUUUCAUUCACACUAUUUCACUUCAAUUUAUCAUGACGCCAUGUCACACUAGUUCAUUAAUAGGUCACGCUAUUUCAGGUAAUUUCGCCACUACAAAUCGCGCUAUUUGAGGUGGUUCUUUGGCAUGUAAACUAAUUUCCAAAUUCCAUCGAGCGGACUAAAAUUGGACAAAUCACUUUCGAGUCAUCCAAAGGGCCAUCAUUUCAUUAACGAAAUUAUCUUGGACAUUUGAUGACUAAUUGAAUUUUCUCCUUUACAAUUAGAGAUAGGCGUGACACUAAAAAUGUGAAUUGCUACCAUUGA